This is a messenger RNA of Symbiodinium sp. CCMP2592, 1070 nucleotides long. NCBI's taxonomy places the organism in Eukaryota, Dinophyceae, Suessiales, Symbiodiniaceae. The record is from the annotation of a GenBank genome assembly.
GAAGAAGCAGAUGCCAUGGUCCGGAUCCUCGAGCAGGAUGCCCACAGCGCAUGCGAGUUUGCUCAGCGCAGGCUUUUGGAUGAGAUGCAGAUGCAGAUGGCCUUGUGGGCUUCCGCUGAGGCUGCUGGCGAAGGUGCUUCAGAUAGCGAUCAGCUUCAAGUGGCAGCUUCUCAGCCCGAGCUCUCCCAGACGCAGGCGACACUCCUUGCGGCAGCUGAGGAGGGCAAUGCAUCCCAGCUCCUCGUGGCACUGGCUGAGGCCAAAAAAUUCAGCGUGGUCUCCAUCUCCCUGGAGGAAGCUGCCAAGGGCUUGCGAGAGUCGGAGGAGGCGAUGCUGACCUGGCGAUGCCUGCGGAGAGCCCUCAGGGAGAAGGACCGACACGACAUCGAGGUUUGGAAGGAGCACGCCGCGAGCCUCGGCCUGGAAGUGCCCGAAGUGCUAGAACAGGUGCUGGAGGCCCUGCGUGAGCAGGAGCAGGAGCUCCUCCGAAACCUGGAGAAGCGCCGGGAUCUGGAGCAGAGGCUCGAGUUCGCGGAGGAGUGCGGGGACGCGGAGCUUCUGGAGCAGGUCCGUCGAGAGGCUGCCCUCCUGGGCAUCCAUGGAGGCCGGACGCAUGGCUCGCAAGCGCGGAAAGAGCAGGACGCUCGUGAGGAGGAUGCGUCCGAGCCGCGGCCACCGCCGCCGCCACCGCCGCCACCGCCGCCCUCGUCUGGUGCUGGAUCCAGCGCGGAGGACCCGGACCCGAGGAGUACGCGGGAGCUGCUGGAAGAAUGCAGAAAGCGUGGGCUGGACACUGCUGGGUGUCAAGUCAGGGAAGACCUCUUGAAUUUGCUACGCGCCCAGCCGAGCCAGGGAGGCUCAACUUCCUCGGCCUCGCAGCCUCAGGCCGAGGGUCAGCAGAGGCCGCUGCCGAGAGCCACUGCGACAAAGGUGCAGCCGCCUCCGCAGGCGAUGGGAACUGUUUGGGACCGGAGAGUCGUGCCUCCGCGGUAUAUGAUCCACAAAAGAUACGAGGCCCUCUUCCUGCUCGGCCUUGAGCCUGGCCGCCUCCCCUCAACCUCUGAGCUGCG